Molecule: messenger RNA, 1362 nt
Organism: Penicillium malachiteum
Lineage: Eukaryota; Fungi; Ascomycota; Eurotiomycetes; Eurotiales; Aspergillaceae
Product: tRNA-ribosyltransferase family protein
Exons: 3
Coding region: 1-1362 (453 amino acids)
Molecular function (GO): tRNA-guanosine(34) queuine transglycosylase activity
Source: RefSeq, a predicted model, not a curated record
AUGGAUAGGGAGAAUCACCAGUCUGUCAAUAUGACAUUCAGUGUGCUGGGCUCUUCAGGCCCUGCUCUAGCACCACGAGUCGGCAAAUUGGCCAUUGCCGGACGCAAGGCACUGGCCACGCCGCAUUAUCUCCCGGUCACGUCGCGGGGUGUGGUACCCCAUAUUUCGCAAGACAAUGUGCGCAAUGAGACCGAUAUAAAUGCCUUAUAUGUGGGACUUGAAGAUUUCGACGCAAAUGAGUCGCCUUUGCGCAAAUUCAUGUGCGCUUCUCCCGAAUCGCCGUUGAUCCUAGGCUCGCGUCGGUUCCCUGCUAUCGCAUGCCCACCAGUCAAUACCGAGACCUCGAUCGCAAUCUCCACUUCUGAUGGAUACCGCCAGCUACCCGGCGAGCAGUAUAUAAAGACGAUACAAAAGUUCAAGCCCGAUGUCGUGAUUGGACUUGCUGAUAUGGUCCUUGGGAGGCCACCUGGCAACAAGAGGCGGGGGAAGAUGGUAGAUCGUACUCAUGCAUAUACCAGAGAUGCGCUGGACCGAUUAUACGGCGAUGCGGUCCCUGAAGCUGAGAAAUGUCAAGCGGGAUACUUUGCGCCGAUUCUGCCCCUUGAUAAUGCACAGCAGACACUCUAUUUGGAUGAUUUGGAAACCGAGUUCCGUGCUCGUCUCGCUGGUCUGGCACUGUACGAGUCUGCUUCCCUUUCUUUUAUCCCCGAGUCUUUGGGUGCUCUGCCCCGCCUACUUUUCAGUGACCCUAGUGGUCCUCAUGAAGUCCUCCGUGAGAUCUCACUUGGUGCAGAUCUUGUGACUCUUCCUUUCGUCGGAGUGUCAUCUGACGCAGGCAUUGCGCUGGAUUUCACCUUCCCUGCCCCUCCCCAAGAGAACGGGAAUGAGCCUCUCGCCCUUGGAAUAGAUAUGUGGUCAUCCCAGUAUGCGAAAGAUACAUCUGCCUUACGUCAAGGUUGUGAAUGCUAUGCUUGCCGACGCCAUCAUCGCGCCUAUUUCAACCAUCUCCUGAAUGCGAAGGAAAUGACUGCCUGGGCACUCCUUCAAAUGCAUAACUUUCACGUAUUGGAUCUGUUCUUCCAGGGUGUGCGAGAAAGCAUUCAGCGUGGGUCUUUUGAGGAAGAUGUCAGGGUCUUUAAUCGUGUCUACGCCUCCACGUUACCCGAUUGCACUGGCACAGGACCUAGACUACGUGGCUACCAAUUUCCCUCUGCUUUAACCAACCAGCCCCGUCGCGCACCCCGAGUUUAUGGACGCCUGGAUGAUGCACUAAAGAAGUUCCAAGAUUCUCAGUCCUCCGUCGCUACCCCAGAUACCGACGCAGAUGGUCUCGAGCAACAUGGUUUCGCUUCUAAGGUUUAA